AUGAAAGUGCAGCACAUGUAUGAAGCCUAUCAAGAAUCCGUGCUGAGCGACGCUCGGUGUCAUAUGCGGACAAGCCGCUUUCUCGAAGGAUGCCGACAGACACUUGAUGACCGGAUUGCAGCUGCUGAGGCCCAGUUCCUUCGUGUGCCCAGCGCCGAAAGCGCGCGCGCAUCUCUACAGCGGUACACGAGCGUGCCUCACAUGGCUGGUGAGCCGAACGAUCUUGACUCAGCUCGCAACUUGGUCACGGAGUGGUCAAACCUCCUGGGCAGUCCCACAGCGAAUGCAACCGAGUUUAUGUUUGAUGCUGGCACUGAGGAGAGUCGCGAGUUUAUGCAGCACAGCCCGCCCAUGUCGGCUCGUGAAGCCCCUCGCGUUUGGGCCGACACAUAUUCAGUAUGGCUCAAUCAGCCAGUGAAAGCAAGUCUGUCCCUGAUGGACGAGCGUGGAAACGACUUUUGGACUGCGAAUCUCGAUGAAGAUGUGCUGUCUGACGAUGCAACUAGUGUGCAAGGUCGACCAGCGUUCCAUGGCUUCUCUGCGUCUGGAAAUGCGAAAGGCCACGUCGUCUUUGCUGGUGGCGGUUCUCUUCAGGACUUUGAGCUGUUGAAACAAAAUGGCGUCGACGUGAAGGGAAAGAUUGUCCUCGUUCGCUACGGCGAUGUGUUCCGCGGCGUGAUUGUGCGGGCCGCCGAGGAAGCAGGUGCUGCGGCUGUCCUAAUGUACACAGAUCCUGCCGAAGAUGGCACCAUCACGGAAGCGAAUGGAUACAAGGCAUAUCCCGAAGGUCCGGCGCGGCAUCCCAGCAGCGUGCAGCGCGGAAGCGUCCAGGCAUCGUCGAUCAUGCCUGGCGAUCCAUCCACACCUGACGAGCCAUCGUAUCGGAAUGCGACGCGCUUCCCUUCCAGUGCUACAUCGUCUUUGCCACGUAUUCCAUCGAUUCCUAUCUCGUUUGCGAAUGCUAAGCAUCUGCUGGCCGACAUGGAAGGCCAGGGCCUGCGUGCUGAACAGCUCCGUGCGGGCUUCGGUGGGGCUAUUCCGAACGUCACAUACUGGACUGGGCCCAGCCGGCAUUUGGCUCACGUGGAAAAUGUCAUGUCCGACCAAGUGCAGGACAUCUGGAACGUGUAUGCGGUGAUUCCUGGACAUCUGGACGAUGAGCGGAUCAUGAUCGGCAAUCAUCGUGAUGCUUGGGUAUUUGGCGCUGGCGAUCCAUCUUCUGGUUCUGCUGUCAUGCAUGAAGUCGUCAAGGGUCUUGGUCAACUUGUUCAAUCAGGCUGGCGUCCCAUGAGGACCAUCGUUCUGGCAAGCUGGGAUGCGGAAGAGUAUGGGCUGAUUGGCUCCACGGAGUUCGGUGAGGACUUUGCCGAGUUUAUCCAGUCGCACGUGGCCAUGUAUCACAACCUGGACAUGGCUGUGUGUGGCUCUGUCUUUGAAGCCAAUGCGUCGCCCUCGCUCCAGGCACUGCUUCAUGACGUCGCGCACAGCGUGCCUGAUCCUAAGCAACCUGCCACUCACAAUCUGACCCUGCGCGAUGUUGGCCCGCUGGGCUCUGGCAGUGACUUUACCGUGUUCCUCCAGCGUCUAGGUAUUGCUUCCUCCGACAUUCGCUUUAGCCGCGGACCCAGUGAUCCUGUCUAUCACUACCACUCCAACUACGACUCGUUCACGUGGAUGGACCGCUAUGGUGAUCCAGGCUUUGUUCGACACGAGGCGAUCGCCAAAGCCUAUGGUCUAUUGGCGCUGCGAAGCGCUGAUGCGAUCUUCUUGCCCAUUUCACUUCGUGAUUAUGCCCGCGAGCUGCACAAGUACUACGAAAUGCUCCUUGACACAGCACGUGCUACUGGUGUCGAGUUGCGUCCCACCAUCCUCGAGCGCCUGCGCACUGCUAUUGAGAAUCUUGGCGUGCAAGCUCAAGAAAUGAGCGUGCAUCAAUCGAAGCUCGAGGCGCGUGUGCGUGCCGUGUUUUCUCGACCCAAUGUCCACAUGACCCAAGAAGUACGUCAACUGCUGCGCAAGGCACACAACAUGAAUACACACUUGCGUGAAUUUGAACAGGGUUUCCUUGAUAUGGAAGGCCUUGCUUCUAGGCCUUGGUACCGACACUUGGGUGUUGCACCUGGUCGUUGGCUUGGCUACGGCGCAACGAUAUUCCCUGGUGUGACAGAGAGCAUGACUUUGGAUCAUGGGCUGCGCACGAGUGCCGAACUAUCGAGGCUUGCAAAGAGUAUGGAGCAAAUGGCCAAGAAACUUGAAGAAGCUAACGCUCGUUGGUCACGGCAUGAGUCGCCACCACAUACACCACCACACCAUGGUCCUAGCAGGCCCGAGGAGCCUCAUGACGGUUCGCGUCAGCCUCAGCCGCCGCAUCAUGGACCAGGAGUGCCUCGGCCGCCUCAUCCAGGCCCAGAGCCACCACAUCAUGAACCAGGAGUGCCUGAGCCGCCUCAUCCAGGUCCAGAGCCACCACAUCAUGGACCAGGAGUGCCUCGGCCGCCCCAUCCAGGCCCAGAGCCAUCGCUCCAUAGUUCCAACGGUGCUUAG
Messenger RNA from Malassezia globosa CBS 7966, 2544 nucleotides. RefSeq lists its product as uncharacterized. Gene Ontology annotation, molecular function: carboxypeptidase activity. The transcript has a single exon. Bases 1 to 2544 code for a protein of 847 amino acids. The record is from RefSeq and is a predicted model, not a curated record. NCBI's taxonomy places the organism in Eukaryota, Fungi, Basidiomycota, Malasseziomycetes, Malasseziales, Malasseziaceae.